Rhizoctonia solani is the source of this 195-nucleotide messenger RNA. RefSeq names its product ubiquinol-cytochrome C reductase UQCRX/QCR9-like protein. Bases 1 to 195 code for a protein of 64 amino acids. Lineage: Eukaryota; Fungi; Basidiomycota; Agaricomycetes; Cantharellales; Ceratobasidiaceae. The transcript has 3 exons. Gene Ontology annotation, biological process: mitochondrial electron transport, ubiquinol to cytochrome c. The record is from RefSeq and is a predicted model, not a curated record.
AUGGGUCUCGCUUCUGGUUUCUACAACGCUAUUGCUCGACGCAACAGUGUCUUUGCGACAACCAUCUUUGCCAGUGCAUUUGCCUUUAGCAUUGGCUUUGAUCAGGCUAUCAACGCGUAUUGGGAAAACCGUAACAAGGGGAAACUAUGGAAGGACAUCCGCUCUAGAUAUGUUGAGCAAGACUCUGACGAAUAG